Striga hermonthica is the source of this 531-nucleotide messenger RNA. The record is from the annotation of a GenBank genome assembly. NCBI's taxonomy places the organism in Eukaryota, Viridiplantae, Streptophyta, Magnoliopsida, Lamiales, Orobanchaceae.
AUGUGUGAGAAAGGGAGGAGGAUCAGGGAGCUGACCUCUGUGGUGCAGAAGAGGUUCAAGUUUCCGGAGAACAGCGUUGAGCUGUAUGCUGAGAAGGUUAACAACAGGGGUCUUUGCGCCAUUGCCCAGGCCGAGUCCCUUCGUUACAAACUCCUUGGUGGCCUUGCUGUUAGAAGGGCAUGCUAUGGUGUUUUGAGGUUCGUUAUGGAAAGUGGGGCCAAGGGAUGUGAGGUGAUUGUUAGUGGCAAACUGAGGGCUCAGCGUGCCAAGGCCAUGAAGUUCAAGGAUGGGUACAUGAUUUCUUCUGGUCAGCCCGUGAAAGAGUAUAUCGACUCGGCUGUUAGGCACGUUCUUCUCAGACAGGGGGUACUUGGCAUCAAGGUGAAGAUCAUGCUCGACUGGGAUCCCAAGGGAAAGCAGGGCCCCACAACCCCUCUUCCAGAUCUUGUCACGAUUCACCCACCAAAGGAAGAGGAGUUCAUCAAGCCAGCAGCAGCUAUUGUGCCAACUGAAGUUGAGGUUCAAGCUUAG